Tyto alba (common barn owl) is the source of this 2404-nucleotide messenger RNA. Its product is annotated as C-C chemokine receptor type 8. Lineage: Eukaryota; Metazoa; Chordata; Aves; Strigiformes; Tytonidae. Gene Ontology annotation, cellular component: membrane. The transcript has 4 exons. The coding region runs from base 462 to 1517 and encodes 351 amino acids. Gene Ontology annotation, molecular function: chemokine receptor activity. Gene Ontology annotation, biological process: G protein-coupled receptor signaling pathway; immune response; chemotaxis. The record is from RefSeq and is a predicted model, not a curated record.
UCGGCUGCUUACCUCCGCUUUGAGAUGGGUGGAAGAAGAGCAUCACAAACUUGUCCUCUGCUUUCCAGCCAGGUGCUAUGAUAGUAAGCAGAACCAGGAAAUACUUAGUCUAUUCUUGGAAAACAUCCUACCGGUAUUUAGCUCUUCUCUUCUUUGGGACAUUCUUUCACUAUUUGUUUAUGUAGCAGCCAGCAAGCUGGAAAGCUACUUUGGAUUGGAGCUGCUAGCUGUUAGCAAAGAACAGCUAUAAAAUCUUCUAUUUGCCUCAAAACCUAUCCUGGAACUGGCAGCUGUCCAUUUGACACCCGCAUAUCACCAAAUCUCAGCCAUCUCCACAAGCGAUGCAGUAAGCCUCCUGGAAACUCCGGAGCCCAAGAGAGAGGACACGGACACGAUAGAAGGAAAAGUGGACCGGGGUCAACUGAGAGAGUAGAGGCUUCUUGCUGUUAAAGGUAUCUGAGAUGAAUCCCACAAGCCAGUUCCUUGGAACAACAGAAUACGACUAUGGAUAUGAUGAAAACACUGCUCCGUGCAACGAAGGAAACAGCUUUCGCAGGUUUAAAUCUCUCUUUCUGCCAAUUCUUUACUGCCUUGUGUUUGUUUUCUGCCUUGUGGGAAACUCCUUGGUCCUUUGGGUUCUCCUGACCAGGAAAAGGCUGGCGACAAUGACUGACAUCUGCCUGCUGAACCUCGCAGCCUCUGAUCUCCUCUUUGUUGUGCCUCUCCCUUUCCAAGCCCACUAUGCGUCGGACCAGUGGGUUUUUGGCAAUGCUAUGUGCAAGAUAAUGGCUGGCGUUUAUUACACAGGCUUUUAUAGCAGUAUUUUCUUUAUAACCCUAAUGAGCAUAGACAGGUAUAUAGCAAUUGUCCACGCUGUCUAUGCCAUGAAGAUACGGACAGCCUCUUGUGGCACAAUUAUCAGUUUAAUCCUGUGGCUCGUGGCUGGCUUGGCUUCCGUACCCAACAUCAUGUUCAACCAGCAGCUGGAAAUCGAGCAGUCUGUGCAGUGUGUUUCCACAUACCCCCCAGGCGACAAUACCUGGAAGGUUGUUUCUCAGUUUGCAGCCAAUAUCUUAGGCCUCUUGAUUCCUCUUAGUAUCCUCAUUUGCUGCUACGCCCAGAUACUGAAAAACCUGCAAAAAUGCAAAAAUCGGAACAAGAUCAAGGCAAUUAAGAUGAUUUUCAUCAUCAUCAUCGUUUUCUUCCUCUUCUGGACUCCCUUCAACGUCGCACUGUUCCUAGACUCUCUGCAGAGCCUGCACAUCAUCAAUGACUGCAAGGCAAGCUACCAGAUAGCCCUGGCCCUGCAGCUGACUGAAACCAUCUCCUUCAUCCACUGCUGCCUGAACCCCGUGAUCUACGCCUUUGCGGGGAUGACGUUCAAGGCCCAUCUUAAAGGACUACUUCAGUCCUGUGUCCGUGUCUUCUCCAGACCUGUCGGAGGUGCCGGAGCUGCUCAGUCGUUUCUAGCACCCACCCAGCUCUCCGGCUGCUCUGACAGUGCAGGGUUCCUGUGAGCUCACCCGAGCUGGCUUCUUCUGGUGUGAGUAGUUGGGCUAAGGUCUGACACGGCCCUGGAGGUUGUACCAUGUGUGCAGCAUCCUCUUGCGAGGACCAGUACACCUGUACCUCCUUCUGGGAUAUGCUGUGAACUACAGCGUAGUAAGUGGCAACAUUAGUUUACUAAGAGCACCAGUUUGUUUGUAAAAUGGUGACCUUACAAGCUUCCCACAGCAUUAUUUUUAAUUAAGUUUUAGAACUCUUUUAAUACAUUUCAGCAAGCAGGGUUCUUCCUCUAUCAUUUAUUUUCUCCUCUGAUGAAAGCAUCGCUUCUGCCCACCCCCAAAUAUGCUCUGCCCUGUGGAAGCUGUUCCAUACCUAAAUCCCUACAUCCCUGGGACAGGCAUGGGACCCCCCCUCUGGGAAGCAGGGAAGGCAACAGGCGUGGGAUUACUUCACAUUGCAAAGAGGGAAUCACCUCAGCCACUGUCACCAUUCCCCCUUUGCUUCAGCUCCCAGAUGAAAAGGGCACUCAGCUCAGGGCCCUGUUGCUUUGCUGUGUGACGCUCCCAGGGGCACAGCCAGGGGGUCCCUGGAGCUGCUUCUGCCUAAAGCAGCCUUUGGUGGUGAUGCCUUCAAAAACAGCAGAGCAAUGCCUCCAGGUGCCCCUUAAACUGGGCACUCCUAGAGACCCACACACUUGAAUGUGUCGUCAUCAAAGCAGCCUGGUGGUCCCUGUUGUCGCUGGAGGUGUGGGACCUCCAACUCUGUGUCCCCAGCGCUCACUGAUAAAGGCAAGCACCACAAAAUGGCACGUAGCACGUAGGCACCAUCUCUUUUUCCAUACAGCAUUAUUUUCUGCCAUUUUAGAAAAGUUUUCUUCGAAUAAACAUAUUAAACUGCA